Saccostrea echinata is the source of this 3816-nucleotide messenger RNA. RefSeq lists its product as uncharacterized. The coding region runs from base 1 to 3816 and encodes 1271 amino acids. The record is from RefSeq and is a predicted model, not a curated record. The transcript has a single exon. Lineage: Eukaryota; Metazoa; Mollusca; Bivalvia; Ostreida; Ostreidae. Gene Ontology annotation, cellular component: cytoplasm.
AUGUUUGAUGGCACACAAAAAAAUUUUAACGAUCUUCCAGAGCAAACGUUCGCAAACAUUACUUCAUCUAGGGCUGAUAAAUCAAAUCCAAAACCUUUACAUCAAACAGAGAGCAGUGAGGAUACUUCAUUUCAAAAGACAGAAGACUUUAAAAAAUCUUAUGCUUCCAUUACAGCAUCUGGAGUCGCAAGUGAUAAAACCGAAGACGAAAAGGAAAAGGACAUGAGCAGAAAAUCGCCAUCGCGUUCAUCAUGUAGUGACAUUGAAAAUUUCAUGGAAUAUGUAAACAAUUUUCAACGAGGGCAUUUUAUUUUGUUUUGCUCAAAACUUUCAAAUUUGAAAUAUGUUGAGGCUAUUUCUUUGGUACGGUGGCUAUGUGUGUUUGAUUUUGAUGAAAACAGCAGAAGUGAUGGUAUGUUAUCAAGAAUUGAGGAUAAAAUUAGAGAAAGAAGACCAUUGCACGUUUGUACAUGGAAAGAUACUCCACAACUUUCGCACAAAGGAACUCAGUGGUGUCUUUUACGGGGCUCUGUUCAAGAGGCCGAAAGUAGAACACCCUCUGAUUAUAAAUCAUGGAUGGCAAAUAUUCGCCAGGAUUACGAAAAACAUUUAAACGAAAUUACAAAGUUUUCAGACUUCACAACUCUAAAAGCUGUUGUUUUCUGGCCAAACGAUGAAAAUAUUCAGUUCAUGUUUUGGGCUUUGUUGAAAAUGGUAGAAAUACUAGGCAUAGAUGUGAUUCUGUGCGAUCAUUUACUCAAUCAAUCGACAGAUGAACAAUCUUUUCUUAAAAUCAUCCAACCUAAUUUUGUUAUCAAACAACCGUUACAGGAUAUAUUCAGGCAUAUGUCAGUUGUGUUGAAUGCCAACAAAAAUUGCUCGCAAAAGCAGCAUGUAUAUCAAUUGCCUACUGCAGAUGGAACAAACAAUCCAGGCAUUGAUGAUAAAAUGGCAGCCGAUUUGCGAGAAGAUCUUCAUGUCCUGUACUUAAAUAAUCCCUACCAAAGAGGUAGCGAAGAAGAUUUCAGUUUGUUUGACUUGGAAGAAGAAGAGAAGAACUUUCUUCGUGGAGGAAAUCUUCACUGGUUUGCUUUCUACGAAGCAGGUGUUGGACAUUUUGCUGCAGAGAGGGAUCUCACAAAAUUGAUAGUUGAGCGUAUAAAAACAAAAUAUAUUGAUACAUUCAAAUCUGGAAAAAUUACCGUUUUUCAUGAGCCUGGAUCAGGUGGAACUACCUUAGGUCAACAAAUAUUGUGGUCACUUCGAACAGAGACACCAUGUUUGCAAGUUGAAAUGAACAUGACGUCAACAGUUCCCUCCCUUAUCAACAGAAUAGAGGUAAUAUCUAAGAAAACCAAUCUUCCACUUGUGCUGCUCAUUGACGGUGAUGAUAGACAUAAAGUGAAAGGACUUUACAAUCUUGUCAAUCAUCUCAUGGUCAUUUUUAUACAUAUUCGAAGACUCAUAGUAAAACCAAAAACGAUCAGUGAAAAUGAAUUCUGGCUUCCUGGAAAAGUUUCCCGACAAGAAGUUAAGAAACUUGCAAUUAAAUUUACUUGUCAUUGCGACAGUGAUUUAAAGAAAGAUAAAAUCACUGACUUGGUUAAGGAUGUUGAACGUGGCAAACUACGUUUAAUGUAUGAAUUUGGGAUGACAGUGUUUAUGGAAGAUUUCAGGGGAAUCCAUUCCUACGUAAAAGGAUAUCUUCAACUGGAUGAAAACCCUCAACACGAUCGAGAACUUCAACCAUGGCAAAAAAUCCUUGGUUACCUUUCAUUAGUUUACUAUUAUGGGCAAACAUCAAUCCCAUGUCAAUUUUUUGUUACGCUUCUGUGCUGGCAGAAUAAUUACGAUGUUGGCAUAGAAGAUUUUCCAUUUCAAGUACGACAAUUUAUUGUAUCUUGUAGGUUUGAAGGAAAACCAAACUGCAUUAGAAUUUGCCACUACGUUGUGGCAAAAGAAAUCCUUGAACAACUUCUGACAUGGAGAAAACGAAAACUUCAGAAAGAUGAAAAAACCAGUAAAUAUGGUCUCAGUCAUACGGCUAAGAUGGGAAUGUACGACUUUGUUAUCCAUUUGUUAGACGACAUCAGAAAUCGAAAAAUAAAGACCUCUGUCAAAUCUGGACGAAUAACUGAUAUACUGACACGGACUCUAAUUGUUCGAUACAAUCGUGAUGUGGAAGACAAUGAAUUGGUGCGGGGAAGAAUUUCGAGACUUCUUGAAGAUAUACCUUGCAAAGCACCUUUUACAGAGCGAAUUAAUAUUUUAAAGAAAAUAACUGAAAUAUUCCCAAGUGAUCCUAAUUUUCAUGCCCAUUUAGGAAGAAUGUACUCCAUUUGUCGCCCUGAAGAUGAAAAAAAAGCAGAGGAUUGUUUCGCUACAGCAGUCAACUUAGUGGCAAGGAUGAAAGAAAUAUCAGAUUUUGAUGAAAGUAAAAAACUGACGAUGAAAUACGUAUAUCAUAUGUAUGGUAUUUUCUGCAAUCAGAAAAUAACAAAGCUAACAAAGAAACAACAAUUGCAAGCAAAGGCAAAACUGGCACCAGAGGACUUUGAUAGGAUAAUGGAAACUCUUCUUGCUCAUGCAAAGGAUGCUUGUCUUUAUUUCUCGAAGACAAGAGCCAUAACUCUAUAUGGCUUUGAGGAUGGUUAUGGCUAUGUUGGAGAAAUGACAACACGAUUACUUAUUUGUGAAUUUGUACAUCGACAGACUUUCUUUAAGGAUUUGAAUGAAGUAUAUACCCAUAGAGUUGAAAUGGUAGAUUUCGUGAAAGAGAGUAUUACAAUAAUUUUGGAACUGAUUUAUCAGUGUUAUAGCUGUGUUAAUCCUGAUGAUCUUCAUGUGGAAUUCUUGAGGAAAAUUCAUUGGUAUAAUGCUCUUUUCGAAUCAAUCAUGAUUACAUAUGACUUGGACAAUCUUAUGAAAACCGAGAAUGUUCAUACGCGUCGGGUGCAUAAUGCAGUGACAAAACUUCAGUUUGGGGUGGAGAGCACAUUACACACCCUAGAUUGUAUAACUUCAGCCUCGAGUAUAAAUGAAAUUGUUCGGAAUUGUGAAAAGAAUUUCAAAGACUUAACUUUUGAAGAUAUAGACCUUAAAAGAGCAGCCAUUGAUUUGGAUUAUAAGGACUGGCUCCAUGCAAUUCGACAUAAGAAAUUCGUCCAGAUUUACAGUCUUGAGGAUGUUUUACUUCAAGUUCGAUUCUGGCAUGAACUGCUUAAAAGUCCAAGUUCAAAGCUCUACCUGUUUAUAUUACUUAGUGUUCUCGGUUUUGGGGAUAUUGAGGAGAGCAAUCCAAGAAUAGAACUAUUGACUGAGGCAAAGGAAAUUUUGGAAGAUUUGACCAAAAUAGGCAGAACAAUAUCUCGACAACGAUCGCCAAAGGAAUGGCUUGGAAGAGGACCUGGGAUUCGUUGUCUUAUACCAGCUAGAUUUGACUACAAAGCUUGUGAAACUGAGGAUCAAUAUUAUGACUCGGAAUAUAGUGACAGGGUUGUUCUCAAAGGUACAAUCUGCCGACCAAAUGAAAAACGACAAACUGGAUUUAUAGAGCUGGAUCUUGGGGAUAACAUAACUCCAAUUCGUAUCCAUUUUGUACCGAUUAGAACAAUUGGACCUCUUAUUGGUAAAAGAUAUGCUGGAGAACGUGUUGAGUUUGUUUUGGCGUUUACUUACGCUUCUGGUUACAAUGCUUUCAAUGUAGCUCUUUUAAAAAAAUAUCCCUGUGUUUGCUCUCGAAUGGUGGAGAUUACCAGUGACAAAAGACAAGCCCAGUGUUUAUGUGGAGAGUAUGUUUCGCGAGAAGAUGAAUAG